Molecule: messenger RNA, 1164 nt
Organism: Aspergillus calidoustus
Lineage: Eukaryota; Fungi; Ascomycota; Eurotiomycetes; Eurotiales; Aspergillaceae
Source: the annotation of a GenBank genome assembly
AUGGCUUCAGGCGUAGCAUACCGCUGCCCGGAUCUAAGGGGCUACGCCCUAACAAUACGCCGAUUCUACGCCCGCGAACCAACCCCGACAGCAAGCCUCUACAAAGCCCCACCCUCGAAACGCUCAAGGGGCAGACCUAAACCCAUUGGCCUGCUAAAGCGCCUUCCCCUCGAGCUCAUUCACGCCGUUCUCCUCAACCUCAACUACACGAGUCAUAAACAAACUCCGCCUCGUCAACAGAACCGCCCGCCGCAUCGUCGAGUCCCUCCCCGCCUACUCCCUCCUCCGGACCCACACCCCCGAUACGCUCCGGGUAAUGGAUGCGUCCAGAUGACCUGCCCCGGCCGCGAAUUCGCUCCACUCCUCUACCUCCCCACGAUGACCCGCUCGUGCUUCAAAUGCAAUAGGGUCCGAGGCGAGUAUCAGCCACGCCUGGUAACCGAUAUCUAUUCCACGUACGCGCUGUCGUGGCGGGAUAUGAACAACAAGGUACACCCGCUCCCCGUCAUCCGCACCAUACCCAUUCACCCUCCAUGGGCCCCGCGCCGCAUAGCGGAUAUUGGACAGGCACUGGAGCUGGCUAUAACCAUCCACGGGAGCCUCGCGGCUGUGGAGCACGCCGCCAGGGAGAGAGAAGAACGUAACCGGACAGCGUACCAGGCCGCUCUGAAGGAAUGGGUCAUAUGGAAUGGAGAUGGCGAGGAAGAGGACAACACGAAAUGGAGAAGGACGAGGAAGGGGAAGAAAACACGGUCUCCCUCGCCGACUCCAAUCCCGCGCCGGCCCCGUGUCCCGCACAAACGAUUCAAAUCACUGCUGACCGGCCAAGGAGCGGAUAACUGGCGGUUCCGUGCGACAGUCGCGUUCCCGUACUUUGAUCGUAAGAUGCAGACGGUCGAGACGGGGGUGUAUUGCCGGGCGUGCACGUAUCAUUGGGACAAGGGAUAUGCGGACGACUGGAGACCUGCGGCCACGAGUUUUCAUCCGCACUCGCCGAAUCGGGAGGCGAGGUUCCGGGCGUUUUUGGAGAAGGAUAUCCCGGCGCAUUUUGCCGUGUGUAAGAAUAUGAAUAGGGGGUAUGACUUUGCGGAGAGCAGAUUACACCCUUUGGAACGACAGGCGGAUGGGGAGGACUUUUUCGUGUUUCCUGAAGAUUGGGAGUAA